AUGUCACCACCUUAUAUUUUCAAGGGGAGUUCUCCCCAACCAUCCAAUCUUUCUACCCAAGACUUCAACUUCCGUGCUAUUAUACCUUCCGUGGAAGUCGCGGACGAAGACCCUCCUUCGUCAGUAGGGGGUGAACGGACGCCUUCUGUGUCCGACUCUGAAGACUCCAGUCACCGCGCUUACACCCCAAGCCAGAGCACGGCGACUCCUCCCCGCCGUAAAAAUCUAAGCUUGGGUGUCACGGAGUCUUUUCGAACGUUGAAUCUCGAGGGAACCCUUACAUCGCAUCGAACACCCUCGUGGCGGCAUGAUGCUCGACGACAGAGUACUGGUUUGUCCCCAGGCAGGUCCACAUCCACGUACGGGGGCUUGUUCAAUGCGACGCCGGAGCCCACACCAGAGCCAUCACGGGUACAGCCUACCUUGAAUCGUGAUUCAAGCGUUGACGGCCUAGUGAGCGAUUUAGAGAAUUCUCAUCUGCAUGGUGGUGGGCCUCCAAGCGAUGACAGCGACCAAUUGAGCGAGAGCGACGACGAAGACGACGACAACGCAACAGACAGUGACGACUCUUCCUUAUACAACGUGCGAUGCGAACGCUUGCCUAGUGCACCUAUAUACAACGCUGGGUUACAGGAAAUCCUACGAGACAUCAAAAGCCAGUUGUCAGCCCUCCAAAAUGAUAUGAAUCGAUGCUCGUUAUCUCGCGACCGUGGUUCUGAUCUCUUUCAACUGCACGAGAAGGUGCGCAUGUUGAACGAGCUCGAUUGCCCCGAGACGCGCACGGUGGGGUUCAUUGGAAACUCCGGGGUCGGCAAGAGCAGACUGAUAAACUCUCUACUAGAUCAAGAAGGCCUCGCCCGCUCAUAA
Aspergillus oryzae RIB40 is the source of this 867-nucleotide messenger RNA. RefSeq lists its product as uncharacterized. The transcript has 2 exons. The record is from RefSeq and is a predicted model, not a curated record. NCBI's taxonomy places the organism in Eukaryota, Fungi, Ascomycota, Eurotiomycetes, Eurotiales, Aspergillaceae. Bases 1 to 867 code for a protein of 288 amino acids.